Messenger RNA from Aedes albopictus (Asian tiger mosquito), 653 nucleotides. Its product is annotated as ejaculatory bulb-specific protein 3-like. NCBI's taxonomy places the organism in Eukaryota, Metazoa, Arthropoda, Insecta, Diptera, Culicidae. The record is from RefSeq and is a predicted model, not a curated record. Bases 140 to 514 code for a protein of 124 amino acids. The transcript has a single exon.
UUUAAUGCAUCUGUACUUCUAUCUGUAGGUAGAGGUUUUAUCGAUACAAUAAGUUAGUAUAAAAUCCGAAUGAUUUCAAACGAUUGGCACAGUUCAAUUCAGUGCCUUCAACGGAUCGGCUAAUUGCAACACAUCAACCAUGAAGAUCGUCAUUCUAUUCGCUCUGUUUGCCUUGGCAAUCGCUCAGGACAGCUAUCCCACCAAGUACGACAACAUCGACGUGGAUGAAAUCCUCAGCUCGGAUCGUCUCUUCAAGAACUACUUCAACUGCCUGAUGGAAGCCGGUCCAUGCACCCCGGAAGGAAACGAGCUGAAGAAGUAUUUGCCAGAUGCCAUCGCCACUGGAUGUUCCAAGUGUAACGAGAAGCAACGGGAAGUCACGGCCAAGGUGGCAAAGUUUUUGAUCGAGCAGCGUCCCAAUGAGUGGAAUUCUCUGCGCGGAAAGUACGAUCCGGAUAACACCUUUGCGGAGAAGUACAAGGAUGAGGCGGCCAAGUUUGGAAUUAAAUUGUAAAGUCUGUAAACAUGUCAUGAGAAAAAGCAGAUUUCAAAUCGAAGGUGUUUGAAUACAUGUCUCUAAAUAAUGAUGAAAUGGUUUUACUGACAAAAAAGCUAAAGUUUGGACUCACUUUCUGUAAAACGUGUAAAUUAUA